CCAAUCCAAUCAGAAAGAAUGGUUCCAAGCGUUCCGAUGCUCACUGUAGCCUUGGCUACAGUGGGACUACUGCUCGCGAACUGUGCCUCGGCCCAAUCCAACUGUGCGGCUGUGAUCGUGGGCCUCGCCCCCUGCCUCGACUUCCUCACGGGCAACACGUCGGCGCCCUCCUCCUCGUGCUGCUCCAUGCUUGCGGGCAGUGUUCGGUCUCAGCCACCCGCUUCAUCCCCUGGCAUGAUCAUUUGCGAAACCCGCGCCCUCGAGCUUCCGGGUGCCUGUGAGCUGCAGCAGGUGCACGAGCGGAGUCUCCGGCAGCUACCGCUAACCCUGCCAAACCAGGCGUCGCGACCAGCCCGACACCGUAGGCACCAGCAACACCGUCGACCCCGACCAACUCUGCACAGGAGACCCCAUCCACACCGUCGGCCCCGAGGAGCACCACACCGCCGUCGACAUCAUCAAUCCCGACCGGUACGUCAGGGGUUGAAUCCAAGAUCACACCUUCGACUACGAGCCAACCGUCGAACGGAAUUUCCUGCAACAAAUCGGCGUGUUCUCUAAUUGCCAUCCUCUUCCUCGCAGCCUCUGCCUCUCACCGUAUUCUGUUUUCAGUUCAUGUAUGUGAAUAUGUGUGUGCUAUUGCAUGUCUUUCAUUCUGAGUUCUCAGGGAUGUAUGUGCAUGAUCAAUGAAUAUUAUUACAAUUGUUACA
This is a messenger RNA of Ananas comosus (pineapple), 710 nucleotides long. RefSeq lists its product as uncharacterized. NCBI's taxonomy places the organism in Eukaryota, Viridiplantae, Streptophyta, Magnoliopsida, Poales, Bromeliaceae. The coding region runs from base 19 to 561 and encodes 180 amino acids. The transcript is spliced from 3 exons. The record is from RefSeq and is a predicted model, not a curated record.